AUAGUCUUUAUAUACAAUUUCAUUUUCUUGCAUGUAAUUUUGAUAGAAAGUCUGUGCUAAACUUUGUUCUUACUCCAUCUGAAUGUUGUCGAAUGUGGUGCCACAAUUAAACAUUACCUCCAUUCUCUUUUCCAUUAGCUUAGAGUGGUUUGGAAUUUCUCCUAAGGAACAGCAAGAGCUGGUGAAGAAUGUGUGUAGUUUAUUGGCACUGUUCUCAUGUUCUCUGUGAUUUUUAAUUUAUUUUUUUUAAUCCCCCUUUCUUGUCUCUAUAAAUGUGGUGUCAGUCUGUAAAACGUACACAAAUAUAAUAGGGGACCUUCAAGAGCAUGAUGAUCAACAUUAGUCUAAGUCUCUUCAGCUGAAGGUAAAGAGCAUGGCUAAAAGCAACCAUCUGGUUCUGGCAGUACUUGCAGCAGUAUCACCAGCUUGCAGUGGAAGAACCUACAAGCUGCAUACAUCUCAAAGUAUGCCCCAGCUCUAUAAAAAGAAAUGUGUCACCUUUGUGGAUACUUCUACAUAGCUGAAUUUUAUCUUGAUUUUUCCCUUUCAGAUAAGUAUUUAUCUCGUUUUAGUUGCAGAUUGGAAGUAAUUAUUUCUAGAAAACUUUGCUCUACAAGUACAUCAUUCCACCAGCAUCUUUCAGUGGCAGAGAAACAAGAUGGGGUUUCCAAGAACACAUACUAUAUGUAUGUGAAUUUUUCUUUUCAGAUUACAAGGGGAAAGAUGUAGACCUUAUUUUUUCCCUUCACCAUCAGAGACGAUUAAAAUACUUAAAAAUGUGUGCUGGCUUCGCAUGUGCUUCACAUGUGCUGGGUCACCAUACUUCUGAUGUCUGAUUGACAAACAUAAUGUCUUUUAAGUGCAUUGUAUAUAUUAGUUAAUGGCAGGACAGAGAAGGGGAAGUGUCAAAACUGGUGUGAUAUCUCCAUCCAGUGUGUUUGACUGUUUUGCAGAGUUGGUAUCACUGAGUCUAUUGCCAUCUUUCCAUUCUGCUGUCUGCGUAUUGCAAUUAUGAGUAUUUUACCAAUGAGACAGAUCUUUGUAUUUCUUAACAAAUAAUACUACCUGCAGGGUUGGCAUCUAGAAAAAAAAUCACCUGUUCUUAAAAAAAAAAAAAAACCACCAACAACAAAAUCAGUAGUUGGAUGGACAGACAUUUAAUGCUUCUCUUAGAGAAAGGGCAACUUUUCAAAUAAUUUCGUAUUCUCGUAUAGAAGAUAAGUAAUGGCAAUACCAAUUUACAGAGAACCAGUUCUUUUGCUGAGAGCAACUGACUGUGGUGACUUCAAAAUAAUGCAGACUUUCUACAAAGCAUAGGAGUGUCAAGGGAAACCCCCCUUCAUCUUUCUUUAUCUUCUUUAAAUAUUGAGUAAUUAAAGUUGAUUUUUUUUCAGUCACCUACAUUUCUCUCCUUAGAAAGACAGUAAGUAAUAACAUUUAACAAAAAAUAACAAAUGAUCGGGGUAAAAAAAAAAAAAAAAAAAAAAACAGCAAGUGAGAAGAUGUCAUUGGGUCUAGUAAGAGAGUAUGGGAGAGGUCAUUGCAACAACGAAUGAUUUACAGUGUAUAUAUUGGCAUGGUGUGAUGUUAGACAUCAUUGUGUCAUACAUAUCUGUUUUUUAUUUGUCUCUUGUUAAUCUUUGAGCAGUAUCUAACACCUUCAAGAAAGACACAGUAAUUUGCAAGCUUUUAUAUUUGCAAACUGGAGGUUUUGAUGUUUUUACCCUUGAAGAACUAUCCCAAGCAUAUUAAUGUAUUCUUUGAGAUAAGGAGACACAGCAUGUUGAAUCCAUAUGGCAGCUUGACUAACUCACAUUAAAAGUCUUGGGAAAGAACAGCUGAACACUGAAACAUGCUGAGUUUUGGACCUCUGCCUGUGGAGCUGGCCAGUCAUUCCUCUCACCAGCUAGCAGUGCUGUUCCCUUGAGCUUCUCAUGUUUAUGGCACCAGUUUCAGAUGCUAUUGUUGCUUUCGAGUGUCUGUCGGAUUUCUUGGUUUUAGGGCUGUUCUUCACACUGCAGCACAGAAAUGGAAGCUCUGCAGUUUCAGGCUGAAGUACUAGGCUGGAGUUGCUGACUUGAAGGCUUCUCUUCUCUGAUUUUCCUUUGUACUGUUUUUCGCCAGUGAGGGGAGGAUAGCAUUGUGUUUAAAAUGGAAGUUGACAUCAAUGGAGAGUCCAGAACUACUCUAUCCACCCUCCCUGUGCCUCUUGCGGAGGUGAGUCCUGCGGGCAGGAUGGAAGCAGAGAAGCCCCGCUGUUCCAGUACCCCCUGCUCACCAAUGCGACGGACUGUUGCGGGCUAUCAGAUCCUUCACAUGGAUUCUAACUACCUGGUUGGCUUCACGACUGGAGAGGAGCUGCUAAAAUUAGCCCAGAAGUGUACAGGAAGUGAAGAGAAUAAAGGGGAAUCUGGGCCAAACUUGCGCUCCAAGCAGCUUGAUUCAGGACUUACACGUUCCUCCCGUUUGUACAAAACUAGAAGUAGGUACUAUCAGCCAUAUGAGAUCCCAGCAGUAAAUGGAAGGAGGAGGAGACGGAUGCCCAGCUCAGGGGAUAAAUGCACUAAGGCUUUACCGUAUGAACCUUACAAGGCACUUCAUGGUCCCCUGCCUCUUUGCCUUUUAAAAGGUAAAAGGGCUCAUUCAAAAUCCCUGGACUACCUCAAUUUAGACAAAAUGAGCAUUAAGGAACCUGCUGACACAGAAGUGCUACAAUACCAGCUCCAACACCUUACCCUCAGAGGGGACCGUAUGUUUGCAAGAAACAAUACAUGAAUUAUCAUCUCAAAUUUAGAACCAAUUUCUGAUUAUUUCUCUGCUGCUGCAAAAAUCCACUGUUGUACUGUGUACAUGGCUGUCCACAUUGUAGGUGGUUGUAUCAGCUAAAUGUUAUCAGAAAGUAAUUUAUUUGAAUAGAAUCUUGGCAAUGCAACGUGUUACAAAUACUUGGAGGGAGAAAGCUUUCCUGAGCAAGCAGCUUCUGAUGCAAAUUUGGCUGCAACUGGUGGAUAUUUCUUUGGACACCUUUUAACAAAAAAAAAAAAGUGUUUGAUUUUGGGGUUUGGGAUUAUUUUUUUUGUACAGUUAGAUCUAGAUUUACAGCAUUUUCACAUUGAAAAAUUGGUGAUGUCUGCUUGAUUGUUGCUAAUUUUGGCUUGAUGUUAGAAACUGCUCUUGGAUAAGUAUUCAAGUUUAGGAGGUUUUUUGGGUUUGCUUUUUGUUUUGGUACUCUACAGUAAAAUGUAUGUAUUAUUUUUUUACAUCAUUGGAGAGGGAAGUGAGCUUGGCUAAAUUGGAUCACUUGCUAUUUAAACAAUCCAGUUCAAAGAUUUUAAAACUGUGCUUGCACUGGUGAUGAGGGUGAGAUUCACUCAUAAAACAAACCUUUACUACUUGAAUCCUAUUAAAUUAUUUUUUUAGUUUCUGCAUGGAAGUAAUUGCUUUGCCUCCUCUGUUCUAUAAAACUUGGUCAGGAUAAGUAUUUGGGUUAUUAAAACCAAAACUUUUGGGGAGUGAAGAUUUUAUUUUUUUUAGUGGGAUUUAUUUUUAACGUUGUCUUGACACGCAAACAAGGAUUCACUGCAGAUGCCAGUAAGUAGACUAGAAUGUCUGCAUUGGUAUGUCGGUGUUUUUGAUUUUAAUUCAUGAAUUAUGUAUGAUGUAUAGCAUAGGAAGGUGUCAAACGACUCCAGUAUUGUUUUGGAAAUUCACUUGGUUUGAAGCACUGGACACUUGAGAUCUGGAAGGCUGAUUUAUUUAAGUAUUUCUGUGUCGGCGUUGAAGAGAUGAUCCUGGAUUAUUCAACAGAGUAGAUUGAAUACACUGGCUUACUUUUGUUACUUAAGAAUUUUUUAUCCAAAUGUGACAUCAAAUGCAGUUUUGACAGCUGUAUUCCUGGAUGUAUUGAAAACAUUUUAGUAACUUAUGUUUAAAAAUGAAAAGUAGUUUUCAGUGCAUUCUUCUGCUGAGUCUAGAGUGCAGCUUGGGUUUGGCUGAUGGCCUCUGCAGGAGAAGUUAAAAAUCAGAUCACGUUGUUUUGAAACAUAAAUUAUUUGAUCAGUUGUUUCUGGUAGAAUUAAGAUUUUGAUUGUUUGUUUAUCAUGCAGAAUGAAUAGGAAGCACUAGUUAGCGCAUGCACUGUGGAACAUGAAGAGGAGUUCUCAUUCUGUCAACUUCCACAGUUUUAAAUGAAGUCGGCCCAGUAGUCUGCAUUUUGCUAGUUUGGUUUUCUCUUUUAGGUUUAUUAGAAUCUUUGGAACAAACCAAUGUGUAUUUUCAAAAGUUAACUACACCUGUGUAAAUUUAAUGUAUUGAACAAUGAUCUUGAAAGUAAAAUCUUCCUAUAUAGUCUUUAGUUUGAAAAACAGGAAAUGGUCAGAUGCCAAAGAGAUGGGGGUUUUGUUUAAGGAAUAAACACCACUGUUUAUUGACGUACCCUAUGAAACUGUAUUUCUGGCUGAAAAAUAAAAAGGGUGGUGUCAGCACUUCUUGUUGUGGAGUCUUUUGCUGUGUAGGAAAGAGGACAUUUAAAAAAUACAACUUCAGACCAGGGAUCACUUUAAAAACAACUUUAAAGCAGGGUCUUGGACUUCUGUGAAAUAGGUGCUUAGGUUUGUUACUUUGUUUCAGGAAAUGGGCCAUGCAAUUAUUAAUAUUUUGUGCAUGUUUCUAGUGUCAUCUUGUGAUAUAAUUGCAUAGCUACACUAGUAGAGAGGUUGUUGGCUAUCUAGCCAAGUUCAAACAUAAAAAGUAUGUUAGUGCUUUAUCUCUUUGGUGGUUUGCUUGUGAAAGUGCUUACAUGUGGUUAUGCUGUUUGCUUAACUCAUAUAGACUUGGAGCUCUCAUGCUGUAUCCUCAUUCGAGGGACCAGUGUUUUGCAAGUUUGGUUUGUAACAUUCUUUCUGCGAACUCAUAUCCGUGAGGAGUUACUGAUUUUACCUCUAAAUUAAGCAGAAUCUCAGCCAAAUGAAGUCUUUUGAUCUUGUCUUAUUUUUGCUGCUUAUCGUGUCUUCUACUAAACUAGUCUAUUAAAAUCAAAGUUGAGAAGGUUCUUCAGACUACUAAUAUGAAAUUGAAUGUGAACAGUACUGACCUUUCAAAGUGAGUUCUUGCUGUUCUUGUAAUAAAUUAAAAGAAAAAAAAUCAAAAAAUAAUGUUUCCUUGUCAACUUUAGGUGUCUUCCAGAAGAUUAAAAGAGCAAAGGUAGAAAUGAUACAGCGUAGUAACAUUAACAAAUGGUCUGAAAUCAACAUUAACAGCAGAUCUGGAAUCAAGUACAAAUGUCUAAGCUGGGUUAUUGAGGCAGAUCCUAAAUUCAGGCACACCACUGGCAUUUUUUAAAAAAUAUACCAAAAAAGGAUUGGUAUGAAAUCCAUUCUUUAUUUCACUGUUCUUUUCUUCAUUUCAGGUAUGAACUCAUAACUAGUCCUGUCCUGCUGUGUUACAGUUUUUAUUUACAUCUGUAGAGGGUGCCUAACUGACCUUAUGGUUUCCUUUACCUUCUCUGACUUGUACCCGGUUCCCUUGGGGGAUGCUCUCUCUCUUGCUGAGCAUGUUUACUGGAGUGGGGGUUGUUAAUUGCAGACUAGGGCUACUAGGCAGUAUUGCAAAAUAAGUAACAGACAAACCUAGCAUUUUCUAAAACUGCUCUCCUGGAUGUGGUGGGUUUUUUUCCUGCUGGGAAGAAGGAGAAAGGUUGUUUUUAAACUGCUGAAAAUGCAGAUGUUGCUGUCUGGACAUUGAGAAAGGUUCUCAGUAGUUCAGGACUUGGAGCAGAAGUAAUUUAAUUAUUUUGUGUGCAAAUAAGAGGACAAGCAUAAUUUUUAAGAAGAAUUACAGGAGAACAGCAGAAAGCCUAUAAGCUGCGUAAAAAAGCCUGCCAAAAUCUACAAUAUCUGCAGAAAUACCACUCAGUUAGUAAAGGUAGGUGAUGUCAGGCUGUAUAACUUACUUUUGAAGAAAUGAAAAAGCUAUCUAGAACACAAAACUGGUCUGAAAGAGUCUAAGUGAGUUCAAGGUAUGUUUUCAUUUGGUAAAACACAGGUUUCAGUUAAAAAAGUGAAUACUAAGAUAAUGUCAAGUUUUAUGGUUCACAUGAAUAUUUGUAGUAGUAGUAAGGGAAAUAC
Molecule: messenger RNA, 6125 nt
Organism: Chroicocephalus ridibundus (black-headed gull)
Lineage: Eukaryota; Metazoa; Chordata; Aves; Charadriiformes; Laridae
Gene: MACIR
Product: macrophage immunometabolism regulator
Exons: 3
Coding region: 2152-2775 (207 amino acids)
Biological process (GO): negative regulation of fibroblast migration; negative regulation of cytokine production involved in inflammatory response
Source: RefSeq, a predicted model, not a curated record